Molecule: messenger RNA, 1032 nt
Organism: Cetraspora pellucida
Lineage: Eukaryota; Fungi; Glomeromycota; Glomeromycetes; Diversisporales; Gigasporaceae
Source: the annotation of a GenBank genome assembly
AUGGUUAACGCAUACUCACCACAUCCGAACCACACAAUUAGCAGCUUUGCCUUCAAACCUUACCUAUGUGGCGGACCAUCAGUUUCAGCAAGUGAGAAAGAAAAUCAACCUGUCCUGGAGACAACUAGAUUAUUUCUUGGAAAAAAUAUACUUGCUGAAAUGUCGACUAAUGAUAAUAACAGUUAUGACUCAACUACCAUCAACAAAUACGAUAUACCGAUACACAUUGAUAAUAACAAUAAUAACUAUAAUGGGAUCGGAAAAUUUCCGGCAUUACAAUUAAUUAAUUCUGCUACAUUUUCAAACCAAAAUAAUCAGAUUUCUAAAUCUUUACCAUCAAUGCCAUAUGUUGACAAUGGUCAAAUUACUUUCAUAUCAACGACUUCUGGUAGUCGAUCCUCUUCAGCAUCUGAUAGUAAUGACACUGAUGCUUCAGUCUCAUAUUCAUCAAAAUCCUCUGUCCCACUCACAUAUCAAGAGUAUGAAGUAGAGCCAUUGAACUCAUUUGGUGAAAUUAAUGUUCUCAAAGGGAAAAACAAAGAAAUCAUAUUGGAUAUAAAUGACACAUUACAUCGGCCUUUUUCUUCAAAUGCACCAUCAUAUGACGUAUAUGAAGUACUUGCAGAAAUCAAGGCAAACACAUUACUUUCUUAUCCUCAAUAUCAAAACCGAAAUUUCAAGUCGACUCACUCUCAGCAACAGAAAACGAAUCAAUUUUUCUAUAAUAAAUCUGAAGACACUGAAACUCAUGUUAAUGAUUCGUAUGUAUCAAUUAAAAAAAAUACUUUGGAAUAUUCAACAAACAAAGCUUCGACCAUCGUAAUUGCCAAAUAUAUGUUUUGGAUAGGAUGGUUUAUAAUGCCGACAUGGUGGGUUGGGUCAUGUUACUUACCUCGACCUACUGCAGACGCUACACCAGAUGAUUACAAAUGGAGAAACCGAUGCCGUAAAGCAAGUACUUUUGGAUUUAUUGGUUUGAUUUUGGGUGGAUUAUUCUUUGUGAUUGUAAAAUCGAGAGAUUAUAAUACUUAA